AUGGAAAUGCAAGGUAUCAUUGCCAUGAUGAAUGAGAUUCAGCUUGCCCUUCAGGAAGCUAAUCUCAAAUACGAUAUUGAUCUACCCAGGAUCGCUGUUAUUGGAGCCCAGUCUAGUGGCAAGUCUUCAGUUCUGGAAUCAAUAGUUGGAGAAGACUUUUUACCUCGAGGAGUUGGGAUCGUUACAAGAUGACCACUGAUCCUACAACUAAUUCACAGAGAAGGCGAUACUUAUGCUAAAUUCGACCAUGUGCCAGGAAAAUAAGUUUGAGGAUUUUGAAGAGGUUAGGAAGGAAAUAGAGUUUAGAACUGAUGAACUUGCCGGUUCCGAUAAAAAGAUCGUAAAUAAGCCGAUCUUUCUAACAAUCUUUAAUGAGACAGUACCUAACCUCACUCUUAUUGAUCUUCCAGGUUUUACCCGCCUUGAUCUUGACGACCAGACGAUUGGAAUAAGCCAAGAAAUAGAGAAUCUUGUACUGGAGUAUAUCAGGAAAGAAAACACUAUUAUAUUGGCAAUAUCUCCUGCCAAUAAUGAUAUUGCAAAUUCUGAUGGUCUUCUAUAUGCCAAAAAAGUAGACCCUAAUAGAGAUAGAACCUUUGGUGUCAUGACCAAGAUUGAUAUUAUGGAUAAAGGCACAAAUGCUUUGGAUUUCAUUAAUGGAACAAAAUAUAAGCUGAAGCAUGGGUUUAUUGGAGUGAAGUGCAGAUCUCAAGAAGAUAAUAAUAAAGGAAAGACAAUAAUGGAAUCGCUACAAGAUGAAGUUGACUUCUUCAGAAAGCACCCAGCUUAUAAGCAUAUUGCUCAUACUCAAGGCACUCCAGCACUUGCUCAGAAGCUAAGUAAGUUACUUAGCAAUCACAUUAAAAAGCAUCUGCCUUCUAUUCAAGAAAAGAUCAGUCAAAACUUCAUGGAAUGAGAGAAAACUCUUCAAAGUUUGGGAGCUGGAUUUGAGCUAAAUGAUGAGCAAGAUGUGGUAACUUUUAUCUCAAACAUUAUUGACGAAUACUGAAUUGAGUUCAAACGUGUUAUUGAGCACAGCAAGAUUAUUCAUGUUGAUGGAAGAAAGCUUUUUGAUGGAGGAGCUUUUAUCUAUGAAAUAUUCCAAACUUAUAUGAAAGACAAAAUAGGAAAAAUUGAUCCCCUCCAUAAACUAAGCGAAUCUGAUAUUCUUAGAGAAAUCAGAAUUGUGAAUGGAAUAGAGUCUGGUCUAUUUGUUCCAAGAGAGGCUUGUAAGAACUUGAUUAUCAGGAACAUUAAGAAAUUUAAAAGACCAAGUCUUGAAUGUGCUGAAUACGUUCAUCAAAUUCUUGAAGGCUCUAUUUCCCUGAUCGAUACAAAUCAAUUAGGAUCUAGAAGAGGCUUGAUAUACUUUCUCAAUAUGAAUACAGAAAAAAUUCUUGAGAAGUCUCUCAGAAAUCUUAAGAAACAUAUAACUGAGGUAAUAGAAUCAGAAGAGAGUUAUAUUAAUUAUGACGAUCCUGAUUUUAGACUAAUAGAACCCUAUCUCUUUGGUGAGUUACACCUAGAUGAUAACAUAUUGAAAUAA
Moneuplotes crassus is the source of this 1546-nucleotide messenger RNA. The record is from the annotation of a GenBank genome assembly. NCBI's taxonomy places the organism in Eukaryota, Ciliophora, Spirotrichea, Euplotida, Euplotidae.